Messenger RNA from Caenorhabditis sp. 36 PRJEB53466, 1363 nucleotides. Lineage: Eukaryota; Metazoa; Nematoda; Chromadorea; Rhabditida; Rhabditidae. The record is from the annotation of a GenBank genome assembly.
AUGUUGGUUCUAAACUUUUCGACGCCCACGUGGCUCGUCAACUAUUAUCAUUUCAUCGGUGUCACGUCGUUCGUGCUCAAUUCGGCGACGAUUUGUUUGAUUUUGACGAAAAGCACAAAAAUCGACAAUUUUCGCUAUUUUUUGCUCUUUUUUCAGGUAACAACAACAUUCCGGGACACAAAGUGAACGUUUCAGAUUUUUCAGAUUUUGUGCACAAUUACAGACUUUCAUCUGACUUUUCUCAUGCAACCCAUGCCGCUGUUCCCGUUGAUUUCCGGAUUUUGUACGGGAUUCUUGGCCAAAUAUCUCGACGUUUGGUCUCAUUUUUUAAUGGUAAGCUGACCUACUUUUAACUAGGUCAUGACCUACUUUUCACUUUUCCUUCUAGGUCACGAGCUAUUUUGACCCACUUUUUUUUGCAGGCAUUCAUGAUAUCUCUGAUAGUGUCUCAAGUGGCGUGUCUCGGCCACUGUUUUGUGAAAAAGCAUCAGACGAUCGCGAAAAUCAUAAAUCGCCACAUUGUCCCCGAAAAAGUGUACAUUUCGUCAGUGACCGUCUCGGUUUGCGUGCCAAUUUUUUGCUAUUUCGUGUUUUGUGCGGCUGGAAUGAAUCGCUCGGAUCAGUUGGAUUAUGUCGAAGCGGUGGGUCCGACUUUGAAUUCGAGCCGCUGAAGUCCACCACAAUAUUCAGAACUUUCCGGAGUACCUCGGCGGCUUCGAAUCUCUUCCCAACUUUGCCAUUUAUACCCUCAAUUUCUGGUUCCUUCUGCUCGCAUGCGUCUGCUUUUGCGGUGGAGUUUUCGGUGCCCUUCUCUUCACAAUGACCACUCUGGACAUGUUCCGAAUGUUGCGCGGUGCUCAGCGAAAGGUCUCCGCCGCCAGUUUCCGUCGUCAUCAGUCGGCCGUCAAGAGUCUUUUGGCUCAGUUUGCCACGUCAUCACUGUGUUUGAUUCCGCCCUUCUUCUUCGUCAUCGUCAUCAUUGCCAAGCCGGAAAGCGCUCAGAGUUGGUGGCCUAGCAAAUUUUUUCGGCUGGCCUAACUUUUCCCAUUUUUCAGCUAUCGUUCAGGUGCUUCUGGCGAUUUUUACGCUUCAUUCAACUGUCAACGCCGUCGUUUUGAUUGUCACCACUCCUCCAUACCGUAAUUUUCUACUACGGUAUCUAACAUUUUCGCUUCGAGACGCAAACACUAACAAAAACAUUCAGAAAGAAGCCUAAUCGUCCGAGCCUCUUCGUAAAAGUCUCCAAUAGUCGAAAUUCGUUCCAAUAAACUUGCUUUCUAGUGAAAAGGUGUUGUACAGCAUCAACAUGAAAGGCAAAAAGAUAAGCCCAAUGCGGGGCUCGAACCCGCGACAACCAGAUUAA